UACUUGCUAUUUUUGUCUAAAAUUAAUCGAAAUUCGAACAAAUGCAGGUUAUAUUAGUUAAUAAGACAUUAAUUUGUACGUGACAUGAUUUAGUAAUAGUGAUAAAAUGCCAGGAAUUAGGAAAUAUCGUCGUGACACUACCGAAGUCAGCUGUUGUUUGAAAUAUGUUAUUUUUGGUGUAAAUGUUUUGUUUUGGUUCCUAGGACUAAUCGUGCUAGCUGUUGGAAUAUGGGCGUGGACAGAGAAAGACACCUUCAACAAUCUCUCUAGACUGACUAACAUAGCUUUGGACCCGGCUUUUAUUUUGAUAUGUGUUGGUACUAUAACAUUCAUAAUUGGUUUCACGGGCUGCGUGGGUGCAUUGCGUGAGAACACCUGCCUCCUGGCUUGCUAUGCUGUUUUCCUUGCUCUACUAUUGCUAGCCGAAAUGACUGCGGGAAUCCUCUUCUUUGUCUUCAAAGACUGGAUCAAACAACAAGCUACCAUGGGGUUCCAGACUUUCAUCACGCAUUACAGAGAGGAUCCUGAUCAGCAGAACUUGAUUGACUGGAUACAGGAAGACUGGCUCCAAUGUUGCGGUGUGGAAGGACCCCGAGACUGGGACCGUAACGCGUACUUCAACUGUUCGAGCGGGGCAGUUGGCUCGAGAGAAGCUUGUGGCGUACCUUUCAGCUGCUGCAAAAGCAAACCACAGGACAUAAUUAGAAACAAACAGUGCGGUUAUGAUGUUAGGAAGCCUACUUAUCAAGUAAGCGAGCGUGUGAUCCACGAGCGCGGCUGUAUGGCAGCCGGCGAGGAUUGGCUGCAGCGGCAUUUCGUGCCCGUAGCCGCCGCCGUCUUAGGACCACUCGCGUUAAAGAACUUUGAUAUAGCUAAGAUUAUAUAUGACAAGGGCUGCAUAGAGGCGGCCGAGGAGUGGUUCGACAACAAUCUGUUGAUAGUAGCCACAUCCGCUGUUUGUAUCGCUUUUGCAAAAAUCUUAGGCAUAUGCUUCGCUCAAAACCUCCGCGCGGACAUAUUCGCGCAGAAGGCGAAGUGGCACUGACAAUCAGCCUCUCCUGCCGCCGUGUGACGCCGCGGGCGUCGCGCCGUCGACCCAUACAUCGCGCUCUACGCCCUACACGCCGAUAUUUGCUAAUUCAUAGUAACGAAAAGAACUACGUUUUUAAUUUGGUGGAUUUAGGCUCAACUUACAUUGCUGCGGAACAUGCUAGAAGCGAAUUUUUAUAACGAAUUUGUAGCGUUCGUAACGCAUUAUGUCAUUACAAUCUCUUCCUUCAACCCAAAAAAUCAUUAAUGAUGACACAGUUUUAUUCAUAAUUGUAAACUGGUAAUUUUUAUGUCGGUUUCAAAUCAUUUACUAGGAGAGAUGUGCAGUGGAUUAAAAUCCAAUCACCCCGUUUUAACGAGGUUUUUACCCAAAGCCGGGUUUUAACUCACUUCUGCCUAAAAUCGUGCGCAGAAACGUGUAAAAUAAUACGAAAUAUGGUAUAAUUCCAUAGUUUCAAUAUGAAAAAUCUUUUAUAGACGAAAAAGAGGCAACUUCACACAAUGCCCUACCUAGCAAUACUGUGGACUCUCACUUACAACUAGGGCUGCACAUUAUGAUUCGAUUUUUUGUAAAAAUCGAUUCAAGUGUUAUCGAGUUUUUGUAUAGAUUAAUUUCAAUGCCAUUUUCAAGCGAAUCAAUUCAAUAGAAAGGCGAAUAAUGUUAACAAGCAAUAAACAUUUUGUAAUUAUAAAUAUAUGAACAUACCUUGAUUUACAAAUAUUUAAUUGUAAAUAAGUUUUUGCCCUCGAUUUCGGGCGUUAAUGGGUUAACAAAAUGAAGGGUUAAAACUCGGGUGCUUGCCCAUCUCUGCUUACUAGUGAUUUGAAACUUCUAUUGGCCAAAAUUCAUCACAAAUAUGACUUCCAGAUUAGUAUUAUCAAUAGUAUAAUCGAAUCUCGAGGAAAAAUGUUCAAGUUGUGGUAACUGUAGAACAGUCUUGAGGUGAAAACCUUAAAAAUCAUGUUUUUGUUUGUUGACAUUUAUUCUACAUCGAAUUUGGCUAAGAGUAAAGAUACGAUACCCACGGGGGUUUUUCGGCGCGAAUUUUGGGCUCGUAUCUAGUUUUUACGUUACACAAUUAAAAUACAGUUCAUUAUGUUAGGUUACCAAAAGUAGCUCUCAUUUAAAUCUGCCGCAAUAUAAAUUGAACCUUAUUUUUAAGGUUACAAUAAAAUCUGGGGAGAAAUCGUGACUGAUAUUCUAGACGUACGAUUAUUUCUUAGUUCCGAUAAGUCAUUAUAAUUUUUAGCGCAUAAUUAUGGCACUCGGAUACAAUUUCUUACCUUUGCUUGUUUAUAGUACAUUAGGUGUCUAAGUCUUAGUUAACUCUCCUGUAGUUUGACUGUUGACCGUCAUCAGCAUAACCCUACCGUAGUUAGUGGAAUAGUGGAUGCGUUUCUUUCUCAGAGUCCAUGUGAGUGUCGAACUCAUGACUUUAAAAGUAUUGCCCUUUUUGCAUUGGGUUUGACACACUAGAGUACUGUAUAGUCAGUCUUUUUUGACGACGGAUGAUGACAUUUGUAGGGUUGCCAAUUUUCGUCAAAUUUUAAAUAGUUCUGUACUUGUCGAUAGUUUUAUCGAUAGAUUGUGAAAGAAGAUAAAAUUUUACCAAAAAUUACUGAAUUGUGAAUGUUACGACGUUCUAGUCAUUACUAAUCGAGUUAUUGCCUUCUUUCUUCUUAUUUUGACAGUUGGCCUACUAAUAUCGAGAUCAAUUUUUAUUCAUAUACAUUUUAACAACAAUAGCCGGAUUUGAUUAUCUAUAUUGAAUUAAAAUGAAAAACUUUA
Molecule: messenger RNA, 2839 nt
Organism: Hyposmocoma kahamanoa
Lineage: Eukaryota; Metazoa; Arthropoda; Insecta; Lepidoptera; Cosmopterigidae
Gene: Tsp26A
Product: tetraspanin-5
Exons: 9
Coding region: 107-1045 (312 amino acids)
Biological process (GO): protein localization to plasma membrane; protein maturation
Cellular component (GO): membrane
Source: RefSeq, a predicted model, not a curated record